Messenger RNA from Sander lucioperca (pikeperch), 2390 nucleotides. RefSeq names its product solute carrier family 15 member 5 (gene slc15a5). Gene Ontology annotation, biological process: transmembrane transport. Gene Ontology annotation, molecular function: transmembrane transporter activity. The record is from RefSeq and is a predicted model, not a curated record. The transcript is spliced from 9 exons. Gene Ontology annotation, cellular component: membrane. Lineage: Eukaryota; Metazoa; Chordata; Actinopteri; Perciformes; Percidae. The coding region runs from base 388 to 2115 and encodes 575 amino acids.
UGUAGCAGAAAGUAGCAGAAAAUGGAAAAACUCAAGUACCUCUGCUCUGAAAAAAACAUCUUUUCAGUAAUAGGCCUAAUUAUAGAAAUAUUUCUCUACAUUUCUCUACAUUGCUCCCAUCCAUCACUCCCUACUGAGUACAAUUUUGUAUAAUGUGUCAGAUCCCUGUGAGGCAUCCACAGUUCUGAGUAAGAUCAUCACACAGAAUGCAGGUAGGUGUGUCUGGUACUACAGUACGUGUCUUCAGAGUCACACGAGGGUGAGGGAUUCCAGGAUUCUGGCCUGGUCAUUUUGCUUGAAGGGCAGGAGAGCUCAUUCAGAGCUCUGCCUCGUCCAUUACUGACUUAUAUCCAGCCAACCGAGCAGCCAGCUCCCUGGCCAGGUGAUAUGGUAGCAGGAGACCUUCAGAAACUGCCACAGGGCAGAGGCAGACUGCGUCAACCCGCCCAGGCCCCUCGUCCAGACCAUGGACACGCACCGAGGAAGUCCCGCAAGAAGCUCCAAGUUAUCAUCUGUGUUCUGCUUGUGGAGCUGUGUGAGAGAUUCACUUUCUUUGGGAUUGUAUGCAACAUGAUUCUCUUCUGCACUGUGAAGAUGGGCUAUGAUAACUACCUGGCUGCGACAGUCAACCUGUGCUUUAUAGGAGCCAGCACCCUGACCCCUGUUCUGGUUGGGUGGUUUGCAGAGACCUGCUUAGGAAGGACCAAGGUGCUCUACUUGUGUGCUUUCCUUCAUUUCUUUGGCACAGCCAUGCUGCCCGUGGUGGCAUUCCCGUUUGAAGAUUUCUACAUUGAUACUCAUCACAUGACACACCUGCUGGAACCUCGGGAGCAGCAGAUCUUGUUCUACAUCGGCCUUCUGGCUGCUGCACUGGGCAUCGGCGGCAUCCGGGCCAUCCUCUGUCCCAUGGGAGCCUAUAGUCUGCAGUGCUACAAUCAGCACCAGCUCCUGUCCUUCUUCAACUGGUUCUACUGGUUGGUCAACCUCAAUUCCACUGUGGUGUUUCUGGGUAUUGCUUACAUCCAGCAGUCUGUGGCCAAAAAUCUGGGCUUCCUUAUCCCCUUUACCUCUGUGCUGCUGGCUCUACUCGCCAUACAUAUGAUGCGGAACAAACUCACCUAUAAACCCAAGAAAGGUGGCUCAUUAUUAACCACACUGGGAGUUUUCAUGAACUCUCUCAAGAUGUGCUGCCUCCACUAUCGUCACCUGAGUGGAGAUGUGGGAUCUUGGCUGGACCGAGCCAAGGAGAACAAUGGCGGCCGAUACAGCGAAACACACGUAGAAAACGUUAAAGUCCUGGCCAAGCUCUUCCCUCUUUAUGGCCUUCAGCUGCUUUACAGAGCCUGCAUCACACAGAUUCCCUCAGGUUACUACAUACAGACAAUGAACUCAAACCUUCACCUGAACAACCUCCUGUUGCCCAUCGGCGCCAUGAAUGUGAUCAGUAUCCUACCGCUGCUGCUCUUAGCCCCGCUGAUCGAGUGUGUGACGACUUGCUACCUCUCCAUGGAAAAAACUCCUCUGGCACCUGCAAAAGUCAUCACUCUGGGCCAUGCGUGUGCCACCCUGUCGGUCCUGGUGGCAGGUUUGUCUGAGCUGCAGAGGAAGGCAUACCCUCUGGUGGAGCAGACCCUGUCUGGAAAAGUUCUGCAUGUGUCAUCCAUGCCGUGUUUCCAGCUGGCUCCUCAGUACAUCCUACUUGGUCUCGCAGAGGCUCUCGUCACUCCUGCAUGUUCCCUCAUAUCUUUCCAGCUGACCCCGAGCCACAUUAGAGGCAUCUCCCUGCACUUCCUCACUCUGUCCUAUGGAGGGGGCUGCUUUCUGGGAGCCUUCAUCGUUCAGCUGGUGUACUUUCUCUCUGGAGGUAACUUCUACCCAAACACACUGCAUGAUGGGAAUCUGGAGAGAUUCUUCUUCCUCCUGGCCACACUAAUGGCUGUAAAUACCCUCGUGUUUUGGAGUGUAUCUUACAGGUACAUAGACCUGAGUGUGCAGGGUAAAGCACUGACCGCCAGCCCUCUGACUGAGAAGCUGCUGUAUUACAAGGCCUGUCUGCGCUUCUACGACACUGUGGAUCGCUCCUACACAAACGCCUCCAUUGAAUCCAUUUUAUGACGGUCUCAAUUAUUAUCUCUACUGUUGGUGGCGCUGGCGCUGCAUGUUACUACUUCAUGUAAAAAGUCUGUGACUUGGGAAAUUGUGGGCUGAACUGUAAAAAUGAAGUUCAUGGACUAUUUCUUCAUUGCUUUUACGAUAAAUGUAAUAAUAAAAUGUGUGCAUAUAAUCAAACAAAUGUCCCGUACUGUAACCAUGGAACGCUACUUGACUUUUGUGAGCAUGGCCUCAAUACGAGUGAAAUUUUUGAGAUACAUUUGCUAAUCAAACGUAAA